UGAGCACAGAUUACCAAAUUGACGAGGUCUCCAGCCUAAUUUUUAUGGGAGCAGAUGCUGAUGGAAACGGAUAUAUUGACAAGUCUGAGUUCCACUCUCAUGUGCAAAAGAUUGCCUUGCAGCUUGGCAAGGAUCCACCCACAGAAAAAGAAAUCUCUGAUAUGAUGGUAGACUUGGAUCAAAAUGAAGAUGGUCAGCUCAGCAUGGAUGAAUUUAAAGAAUACGUCAAGGUUACCUUUAAAGAGUUAGGCUUGUAAGCAAAUAAUUGAGAAGAAACACCAUCUGCUAUGCAUUAUAAG
This is a messenger RNA of Moneuplotes crassus, 299 nucleotides long. The record is from the annotation of a GenBank genome assembly. NCBI's taxonomy places the organism in Eukaryota, Ciliophora, Spirotrichea, Euplotida, Euplotidae.